Molecule: messenger RNA, 3596 nt
Organism: Chroicocephalus ridibundus (black-headed gull)
Lineage: Eukaryota; Metazoa; Chordata; Aves; Charadriiformes; Laridae
Gene: VOPP1
Product: VOPP1 WW domain binding protein
Exons: 5
Coding region: 388-894 (168 amino acids)
Cellular component (GO): cytoplasmic vesicle membrane
Source: RefSeq, a predicted model, not a curated record
CCCUGCCUCUUUGUGCCCGAGCACCGCGCUGCCCCUCUGCCCCGCCUUGCCUCGCCGUGGCGCUGCCCGCUCGGCUCCGGCCGCCGCCGCUGCUGCUGCUGAGGGGAUCGGCGGGUCAGCCCGCCCUCGCCCUGCUGCCGGGGGGGGCUUCCCCGCCCCUUCCCCCGCCCCGCCGCUUUACCCGCUCCUCGUCCCCCUGCUCCCGACGCGGGUUUCUUGCCGCCCCUUCCCCCGGGCUGUCUGUCAGCCCUCCCUGCGCGCUGCCCCUCCGCGCCUGUGUCCCCCCCCGUCUCCCCCGAGCUCCCCCGCCGCCGGGGAUGGCGCCGCUGACAGCGCCCGUCCGCGCCUGAGCCGGGAGGAGGAGGAGGAGGAGGAGGAGAAGGAGAGAUGAACCGCUUCCAGCCCGGGGUCGCGCUGCUGCUCUCGCUGCUGUGGGAGUGUACAGAAGCCAAAAAGCAUUGCUGGUACUUUGAAGGAUUAUAUCCUACAUAUUACAUAUGUCGCUCCUAUGAGGAUUGCUGUGGUUCAAGAUGCUGUGUAAGAGCUCUCUCUAUCCAGCGACUAUGGUAUUUUUGGUUCCUUUUGAUGAUGGGAGUUUUGUUUUGUUGUGGAGCUGGUUUCUUUAUCCGAAGGCGGAUGUACCCUCCUCCACUAGUAGAAGAACCUACUUUUAACGUGUCUUACACCAGACAACCAGUCAACACUGCAUCAGGGUCACAACAACCUGGAGUGCCGUAUUACACAGAUCCAGGUGGACCUGUGAUGAAUCCCAUGGCUAUGGCUUUCCACGUCCAGCCCAAUUCCCCACAAGGAAACCCGGUUUACCCACCCCCACCUUCCUACUGCAACACACCACCUCCCCCUUACGAGCAGGUGGUGAAAUCCUCCACGUGAGGACUCUCUGGCUCUCUGACCUGACUGUGUGAGAAGAAGGUGCCAUUGCAAAAUGACCGAGAUGGAGGGCAUCUGCCCUUUUGAACACUUGCUAGUUCUCCAAGUCCUCUCUCCCUCCCUUCCCCGCACCUUUCCUCAUUAAAGUUACUUGCAAAGGGGUGAUUUUUAAAAUUUUUUUCUUUUUUUUUUUUUUUUAGUAGAAGUGGAUUUUUUUCUUUGUCUUCGACAUGAGAGAAGUUGUCUUUGUAAUGCUUUUAAUGGAAACCUCUAUUUAAAAGCUGUAUGUCUUUCUCUUUAUUUAUUGUUCGUUUCAAUCGUGGGUUUAAUUGCGUUGUGGCAGGCUACUGAUAGCAGUUUUUUCAUACAACCCCAGAGUGAUGUGCACUGUCCUAAAACCCCAUAGCAGAAAUGCCCUCAGCUAAGGGGAAAUGACAGAGAAAGAGGGUGGAAGCAGCAAGGCAGUGCUUUUACCAGAAAUGGUGGCUGCCAUCUUUUCCAUUUACGUUUUUCUUGUAAAACUUGGUUCUGAUGCACAACAGAGAGAUGCUGUGAUAGAAGCCCGUGAGUGACUGAAGCACCGGUGUUGGUUGAGUCACGGCAGGGGCUUUGCCAAGUGCCCUAGAAAAGGGAGAGUCGUUGCUUUAAAUGAUGCAUCUAAAAGCAAAGGACCAGGACUGGAGUGUUUCUUGGCCAGUACCUGGACUCUGCCUGUGUGAUCGGCAUGUUGUUUUGCCAGCAGUGAGAUUGUAUGAAACAGUGGUAUGAAACCUAAAUGUCUGUAGUGAGAGGGAGGUAUUACAACCUCAGAGCUACUUGUGCUUGUUCCUCUUGACAGAACAGUUAGAAACACAGAAAUAUGGAGGUAAGAUUUCUUCCCUAAAUUGGAAAAUAAUUACAGUAAGAAGCAAUGGGAACGCACUCCCAGGUUUGCUCCCUUGGACAUUGAUGGAAGUUUUGUCCCUGACAAAUAGUAGUUUUGAUUAUGGUCUCACUGCUGCUCCAAAGAGUACCAAGUAGAGCUGUCGUCUCCAGGUGACAGAUUGGUAAAACUGCUCUCCUCUCUAGGCCAGACAAAUAAAUAACUUUUUGGGACUGAUGCUUAAGAGCGGGUCCUUGACCUGAUAUGCAGAUGGCUUGGCUUUCAGUGACUCUUGGCUCUUCAUGCGUUUUGCUGUGAGCAGCCCCAGGAUUCCCAAUUCACUGUCUCAUGCUCGUGGCUGACUCUCUUGAGUGACCACAAGCCAACACCUUCAAAGAAACACAGAGCCCCUUUCCCUGUGAGGCCUCUCACACCCACCUACGUCUAGCGAAAACGUGAAGCUACUCUGAGACAUGACUACAUACUGAUGGGACCUUCUCCCUUCGAGCAUAUUCAGAGCCAUGUCACUAAGGAGUGACAAAAAGAAGAUGCCGUCGCCUUCUACUGCUGAAGGACCUGCAGAAAGAGCAUAGCUGAGGGUUAGGAGUCUGAUACAGUCCUUUGGGUGCUGGGGGAGUGCUUACUCACUACCAGUACUCCUGUGUCACUCCAGCCAGGGCACAGGGGUCACCGAGGUGGUUUGGAGUAACCUGAAGACCUGUGUUGCGCAAGGAGCCAAAGCUUUAUUGUGCUGCUAAUGCAUGCCAGUGGCUUGUCACAACUUGUCCCUAGGCGGCGAGCUGGAUUUGCAGAACUGGCAGAAAAGAGCAUCCCUUUUACUGUGAAUAUGAGUCUUUAACACAAAACCCGCUAAGGGUCACUGUUUCUAAAAGCUGCCGGUGGAGUUAGUAGUCAUCUGGAGCAGAGCUGGCUUAUGAAGAGCUCAUUCCCGCAGACCUGACUUGGGUGAAAUUGUAACUAAGGCUUUCCCUUACUGGGCAUCAUAAUAAGGGACAGCGCAAAGUAGUUCUCCGUGUGCGGUGUAGGCUCGGUGGACACUUAAGAUAACAAAAAAGUACAUUUUAUGUAUGAUUACUAGGUCCAUCUGCCUACCACAACUGUAUAUAUAUUCUAAAUUAGCGUGCGCUUGAAGUUUAAGGCUGCGUAUGUCACUGAAUAUGGUUGUGUAUACACAUUUUUUUAAAAGCAAAUCCAACCUUUCUGUCAGUAGAAAUGACGACAGACCUCAUGUUAGUAGAUGGAUGUUGUUAAGUCCUUUUAUAUUAUGAAAUGUAUCUACAACAGCUGGCAUUUUCCUGGCCACGUUGAAUAGAAGCCUUUUAUAGUGAAUUCUUACACUGGACAUUGAAAUUCAACUUCUGGUGAAGUUUUCCUGAAGUCUGGCUGGUUUAUUUGCUAGUGUUGGUGGAUGACUCUACCUCGUAAAACACACGGACUCCUCUGCUAGCAAACUUGCGUGGUCUUCUCUUGAAAACACAGCACCUGUGUGGGCAUCUGUAUGAAUUACUUGCAAACUGUUUACAUGCCUUUCCUCCUGUUGCCUCGCUUUUGGAAGUUUUUAUGUUCUCUUAAUUUUUUCCCCCCUUUUUUUCCCCCUUUUAGUUUAAAAAAGUAGUGGGGAGAAAGAAGGGAGAAGCCCUGUAACUGUUGGUAGGGUGAUAUCAACAAUAUGAAGUUGCUCGGGAGUGUACGUUGCAUGUUUUGCAAGGUUGGGCUGGAGGAUGGCUGGAGCAGAAGUAGGUCUUUCUACAGUCUCGGGGGCUUCUCUUGCUCAUAAAACUUGUGCAGGCUUUCUUUUGAAAUGCGUUUUAUUAAAGUGAGA